AUGGAGGAAGCUCACAAGUACGUGUUCGCGGACUUGGAUGCGCUGAACGAGGACGCGCUCACCUGCGUGAUUGGGAGCCCCGACCGCAGUGCGAAGCUGCGACUGGCCCCGCUGGAUGCCAAGUGGGGAGGGAACAUCGAGUCCAUGUGCGGGACCUCGUUCUACUUGAUGCCGGACGGCAUGGAGCGCUUCCGAGCUGCCGGGUGGGCCGUGCGCGUGAAGAGCGAGCCAAACGAUCAGUUGCUGGAGGAAAUGCUCAGGAAAAACCUCUCGGAGAACGACUACGAGCCAAAUUGGUUCUCAUCCAAGACGCUGGUGCUGCUCGGCAGUGAGCUGAGUGACUCGUUGCGUCAGUUGGUCGAGAGGCACCUGGAGUCGGGCUGGCGCGUGCGCUUCUACAGCUUCAACCCUCGAGGAGCGCGGAUGUCCGUGCGCCUCAAGGAGAAGUACCCUUCGAGCUUCAAGAACAAGUAUUUGGAUGGUGUGGACUGGGAGCUGAUGCGGACUGGGAGCUGAUGCGGACGGGAGACGUGGAGUCGAUGUGCCGACCGCUUAACGACGUCAACAGCGUUGGCAAUGAUCGGUUUGUGUUUCUCGAUGUGGACCCCAUCAGCGCAAGACUGGCUGAGUUACCUGGAUAUCGCUUGAAUGUCGACCUGUUGACGCAGAUGCUGUGUGGAGCUGAUCGAACGAAAGUG
This is a messenger RNA of Phytophthora sojae, 698 nucleotides long. RefSeq lists its product as hypothetical. The transcript is spliced from 3 exons. The record is from RefSeq and is a predicted model, not a curated record. The coding region runs from base 1 to 516 and encodes 171 amino acids. NCBI's taxonomy places the organism in Eukaryota, Oomycota, Peronosporomycetes, Peronosporales, Peronosporaceae.